AGUUGAAGUCCGGACAUCUUCAAGUUGCCAAGGUUGAGAAACACUGCUCUAAACCAAGUUCCCAAAGUUGUGUGCUUAUAUACAUUCAUUUAUUUGUUGGUUUCAUAUUUCAUACACUCCGUAAAUAAGACCCUGUUCCUUACGUUGGGCUCUACAGAUUAGUUGGGACUGUUAUACCACUUUGCCUACUGUGUAUCAAUCUGCCUGCCUCAAGUCUGUCUCGGGGAUAGGCAGUAGAGUUCCUUGAGUUGAUGGUCCUGGAGAACUUUAAUCUGCCUUCCUUAGGCGUGGGGUCUGAGGUGGCUUAACUGAGCCAUUAUGGCAGCCAUGGGCCUAUCCCAGGUCACCCAUCCUCAACACGCAGCAGCCAUCACAAGUCUCAUUUGGUUUUACCGUCAAAAACUGGCAGUGUGAUCUGGAAUUGGUGACAGCUCUCUACGGUUCCUCUGUCAUGGUCAGAUCAAGCUAUGUAUCCAUGAGAUUCCCUGGCACUAUUCCAGAUGUAGGGAGGCAAGUCCAAUUUUCCAGCAACUGGUGAAUCCAGAAGAGUUCCAGAAAUUGCUUCUCCAUCCGUACAGCAUGCCAUUCGGUGGCCUUGUUUAGGGUGAUCCGUUGGGGAAGGCGGACUCGAGAUUUGUCUGCAAGGCCAUGCUGAAGAAUUUUCACAGCAUCUGUUGGACAAAAUAGCUCAGAUGUGUGCCCAAUUAAAUGCCAGCAUUGGUGUACAUCCCGUGGAGAUGCCUUGACCAUAGUCUUGUCCUGUUAUCUGGGAGUAGUUUGAACCUCUUGACGAGCAACUGGGCGAUUGCCUUAGGUGCAAAGCCAGCUGUGUGAACCUGGGCCAGUCACUUUUCCUCAGCUCUAGGAAGAAGACAUGGGUGCAAACCACCUCUGAAAAAUCUUGAUAAACGAACUGCAGGCACUUGUCAAGGUAUGAUCUAUUUCUGGAAACAGCUGUCAUCACUCCAAAUAAUCAUGGCUGCAAUCAUCAGUUCUUUAUUUUUGAAUUUUAAAGAUGGUCAUGAUGUCCUGCCUUCCGAAGCGAAUGGAGCCUUGCUGCUUGUCAUGUUGGGGAAAGUAUCUCUCAAUUUUUUUCUGUUGCAAGCCAGAAAAAACAAUCAUCAUCAGAGUUUCAUGAGCUAUUUCUGCAUUUCACUAGCUAUCUUUGACUUGCUGCUUCUGGGGAUGAUGACUCUAAUUUUCUGCAAUCGGAAUAUUUUGAUUGGAGAGAUUAGAUUUACCGAGUAUCACAUCUGCCUUUUGCCUCAGAUUAUCUCCCUUGUCUAUGGAAUUUUACAUUACCCAGUUUUUUUGAUAGCUGGCUUGGAUUAUUGCUUUACAAUAGCCCACACUUCCAACUAUAAGAACAAAUGCUGGAAAGCACUGUACACAAUUGCUGUGAUACUCACAUGGAUUUCUGCCCUUGGUUACAUUCUGAAUCUUCGGAACAGUUCUUUAUGGCUGAAUAUAAACAACGACAAUUAUGGGCAUCAAUGUCCUUUCUACAUCAGCAGCCAAACUUACUGGCUCUCACUUGGUAUGUUGACCAUAAUAUGCUUGGUUCUUGUUUUCUGUUGGUCAGAAAUUCUAAACAUGGUGCAGUCGACUAAGCUUAUUUCUUUUGAGGGAGACAGUGUUCUGUUAUUUCCUUAUGAGCUUGAGGGCAGCUCCAGAGGUCAUUCAAAAUGUCUUUUGGCAAGACUUCUGAUCAGCUUCAUGGGCACUUGGACACCAUUCGUUGUACUCCAAAUGCUGAUUGUGUUACUUAAUGCAAAGAUUCCUGCCCACAUUGAGAUGAACGUCCCCUGGCUUUAUUUUGUCAACAGCUUCCUUAUUGGGAUUGCAUGUUGGGUGAGAGGCCAAGACAUUGUGUUUCCUGAAGAUUCUUGGGAUGUGGAUCCAUUUGUCAGCUGGAAAUUUUGCUUUAUACCUUUCAGCUUUCCAAACACCGAAAAAGCUGUAAAACCAGACAGCGAAAUCACAAUCUGUUAAUGAACUACCAUAGGAUAAUAUAGACUGGGUUGCAGUCAAUGGAGAAGGCUGCAAGUUAAGUUGACGAACUACAGGAGAGGAGGAACAUCAAAUGAGAUAUCGGUUGAACAUUUUCUCAAAUUCUGCUGCGUGUGUAGGAACAUGGCUGUAUAAAAGAAUACUAUGUGUUUUCCAAGUUGAAUUUCCAAUAUGGUUGUUAUUUCAAAAUAAAGUGUAAGGGAGUUUUUACUGUGUUGCAAUUGAUUGAUGAAUUGUGUGCCAUCAAGUAGUUUUCGAUUCCUAUCAACCACAAACAGAUUUCUUCAUGAAUCAUGUUGCUAUAAUAUUUCAACAUUAACCAAUGAUGUGUAGAAAGUUAGCAGCCACCCCUCUCCUUGAAGAAUGAAAUAUUUUAGUAAAUAUUUAAAAAGGCAGAAUAUUAUAAUUCCCUGGACGAGACAUUGAGAAACAUGCUCUUGGAGACUGAGGGCAACUCCUAAUUUCUUAAUAGUCCCCAGCAGAUAUUUGUUGCUCAUUAAGAAAGACUGGGCCAGCCUAUCUACAAGACA
Thamnophis sirtalis is the source of this 2540-nucleotide messenger RNA. It is a transcript of the gene GPR160, whose product is annotated as G protein-coupled receptor 160. Gene Ontology annotation, cellular component: plasma membrane; signaling receptor complex. The record is from RefSeq and is a predicted model, not a curated record. NCBI's taxonomy places the organism in Eukaryota, Metazoa, Chordata, Lepidosauria, Squamata, Natricidae.